AUGUUGUUCCUCAAUAAUACCAAUGAUCAGCCUCUGACGUUCCUCCUGACGGGUAUUCCAGGCCUGACAGCAGCCCAGGUGUGGAUCUCCAUUCCUAUUUGUCUCCUGUAUGUCACUGCCCUGUCUGGGAACAGCAUGAUCCUGUUUGUGGUCAUCCGUGAGCAGAGCCUCCAUGAGCCCAUGUAUUAUUUCCUUUCUAUGUUGUCCGCCACAGACCUGAGCUUGUCCUUGUGCACACUUUCCACCACUCUUGGUGUGUUCUGGUUUGAAGCUCGAGAGAUCAACUUAAAUGCCUGCAUUGCCCAGAUGUUUUUUCUCCAUGCAUUUACUUUCAUGGAGUCUGGGGUUCUGCUGGCCAUGGCCUUUGAUCGUUUUGUGGCCAUCUGUGACCCGCUGAGAUACACCACCAUCCUCACCAAUGCCAGGAUUGCCCAGAUUGGGGUGAGCAUGUUGAUAAGGAAUGUUGCUGUCAUGUUGCCAGUUGUGCUCUUUGUCAAGAGGCUAUCCUUCUGCAGUUCUUUGGUCCUUUCACAUUCUUACUGCUACCAUGUUGAUCUCAUUCAACUCUCAUGCACAGACAACAGAAUCAACAGCAUCCUUGGUCUGUUUGCACUCUUCUCCACAACAGGAUUUGACUGUCCUUGCAUCUUGCUCUCCUAUGUCCUGAUCAUCCAAUCUGUCCUCAACAUUGCUUCUUCAGAGGGACGGCAGAAAGCCUUCAAUACCUGCAUAUCCCACAUCAUUGCUGUUGCCAUCUUCUACAUUCCUCUCAUCAGCUUGUCUCUUGUCCAUCGCUAUGGACAUUCAGCACCUCCAUUUGUCCACACCAUCAUGGCCAAUGUCUUCCUGCUCAUCCCUCCUGUGCUCAACCCUAUCAUCUACAGUGUGAAGACUAAGCAGAUUCGAAAGGUUAUUGUCAAGGUCUUAAUUCAGAAGCAGCUCCAGAUCUAA
Messenger RNA from Hipposideros armiger (great roundleaf bat), 951 nucleotides. RefSeq names its product olfactory receptor 51F2. Lineage: Eukaryota; Metazoa; Chordata; Mammalia; Chiroptera; Hipposideridae. Gene Ontology annotation, biological process: G protein-coupled receptor signaling pathway. The record is from RefSeq and is a predicted model, not a curated record. The coding region runs from base 1 to 951 and encodes 316 amino acids. The transcript has a single exon. Gene Ontology annotation, molecular function: olfactory receptor activity; G protein-coupled receptor activity. Gene Ontology annotation, cellular component: plasma membrane.